This is a messenger RNA of Camelina sativa (false flax), 315 nucleotides long. The record is from RefSeq and is a predicted model, not a curated record. Lineage: Eukaryota; Viridiplantae; Streptophyta; Magnoliopsida; Brassicales; Brassicaceae.
AUGAUCAUGUUGAAGAGCUCCGAUGGUAUCACGUUUGAGAUCGAAGAAGCUGCCGCAAAGCGAAGCCAGUACCUAGCUCAUAUGAUUGAAGACGAUUGCAACAACAAUAUCCCGGUUCUAAACGUGAAAGGCAAGAUUCUUGCUGCGAAUCACCUAUGCAUCGAUAGCCUUAUUGACCUAGCGUGCCAAGCUGUUGCGGAUAUGAUCAAAGACAAAACUCCAUACCAGAUUCGUAAAGACUUCAACAUUAAGGGGGAUUACACAUCGGCAGAAGAAAAUGAUAUCAUUGAGAAGAAUAAAUGGGCUUUUCAAUGA